UACAUAUGGCGCUGGUUGGCUACUUUUUUCUUCUUUCCAAAAUCAAAAUUUAAUGUUCCUGAUUUUCAAUUUUGCAAGAGUACUUCCAUGGCACAGUAUAUCCAGGUUAGUGACGAAGAGGGUGACGAGCCGAUAGAAAUUCCUAGUGAGGAUGACGGUUCGUUGUUGCUCAGCACACUCGCCGCACAGUUUCCGGGGGCAUGUGGAAUGAAAUACAGAAAUCCAAGCACUGGAAAUUUUCGUGGAAUUAGACUAUCAGAGGGAAGACUGCAUCCACCAGAUGGAGUUUGGGGAAAUUUUGUUUACAUUGUUGUAUUCCCCAAAGAUAAUGUGAUGAUAAAACGCAAAGGAGAUGAGGCUGGUGAAAAUUCAGUGGCAAAGAAUAAAUGUGUUGAUAAACAGAGAUGCAGUGAUCUCAUUGUUCUUGGCUUACCUUGGAAAAGUAAUGAAGAUGAUCUGCGCAGAUACUUCUCUUCAUUUGGAGAACUGCUUCUUGUACAAGUGAAGAGAGAUGUGAAGACAGGAGCAUCAAAAGGGUUUGGCUUUAUUCGAUUUUUAGAGUAUGAUUCGCAAGUAAAGGUUUUGGCACAAAGACACAUGAUUGAUGGAAGAUGGUGUGAUGUAGCUAUUCCAAAUUCAAAUGCAAGUGCUGCAGAAAUGGUUAGCAGAAAAGUUUUUGUAGCAAGAUGCACUGAAGACAUAACAGCUGAUGACCUAAAAAGUUACUUUUGCAAAUAUGGGGAAGUGUCCGAUGUUUUCAUUCCCAAACCCUUCCGAGCAUUUGCUUUUGUUACUUUUGCAGAUCACAGGGUUGCUCGAUCUCUUUGUGGGGAAGACCAUAUUAUCAAGGGUGCAAGUGUUCAUGUCACCACAGCUGCUCCCAAAAACGCCGACAGAAAUGAUAACAGGGGCAGAUUUGAUCAUGGAGGAAGUGGGAGGGGAGGGGGACAUGGGGGGUGGAGCCAGCAAGGUAAACCAAUUGCUACUGUAGGUACAGUUCCACCUGUGCCUGACCCAAACAUGGCUAAUAGUAUAGGCAUGAAUUUAUUGAAUUCAGCUGUGUUAGCAGCAGCCCAGGCUAUGUUACAAAGUCAAGGUCAGUUACCAGCACCCCAACCACAGCCAGUGGGUCAAGGUCAUGGGGAUCCUUUUGGUGUUCAAACCACAACUGCCAGACAGACCCAGCAAACAGGGUUCUUUAGUACUCAGAACUCUGCAGGCUGGGGGACAGCUGACACCAACACAUCCGCAGGCGGAUAUCCCAACUGGGGAGGAAACAGCCAUCAGAGUGGUUGGAGUUAAUGUAUGGGAGGAUACAUUGUUUGGUGUGCGUCAGUGUGGUGUUGAUUUUUUUACUAUGCAGAGUGCUAAGCCUUGUGUUUAUUAGGGCUGGAAUGAUAUGGGAAGACAGACUUCUAUGAUCCAUGCAUCUACUGCUUGUAGUAUAUAUCUGUUCCUAUAUUUUGAUUGUAUAUCAAAAAUUACAUGUAUAGCCAAGUCAAAUACUUAAGUUAUGUUAAAUUAAUUCUUUUAAUUCAAAGACAAAAAAAGUCCCGAACAAAUAUUUUUCCUCUCGUAAAAAAAAUAUCAAAGACUUUAUUUUCUCUUUUUUUCUAGGAAAUUACUUGGUAAUAUUGAAAAAAAAAUCUAAGCUUUUAUCAGUGUAAAGUUGAAUUACUGAACUAAAAAGUAUUUUAAUGUGCAGAAUGUAGCAGAAUUUGCAGUCAUUGUACCAGGAUGUAUAUUGUUUCACAUUUUACUUGUAUCAUCCCAGCCCUAGAGUUUAACCAUUUAUAAGGUCACUACAGCAGUUUCUAGAACUUUGCUUAUUCUAAAAUGAUAUUUAUCCUUUUUGUUAAUUUGCACCAUAGGUUUAACAGUUUUUUUAACACACAUAAUUAUAUUGUCCAUUCAGAGAAAGUUAUUUACACAAACUGACAUCUAAACUGUACCUUUUAAUUAACACAUUGCUCUAUAGCAUAUUAACUUAUACAUUUAAAGAGAUUGUUUCACCUUCACUAAAGUGGUGCUUUCAGAGGAGAAAUCAGUGCUAAGCACGACAACUUGUUUAUCCUUUCAGAGUUUAAAAGUAAUUCAUAAGAUUUUUAACAUGGGAACUUGGUUCCAAGUUUGUUUUUUUUUUUUUGUGUUGCUUAAAUAUGAUCAGAAAUCUUAAUAUGUACAUGUACAUAAAAUAUUAUGUGUGGAUUUGCAUAAAUUGUUAAUCAGUGUAUCUACCUUCAGCAUUCCCAUUUGUUGUAAAUUUUUACGAAAAGUAGCUUUCUAUAUUUUCCCUAGCAACCUACUACAUGUAGCAGAUGCCUAAAAUUUUCUAAAUUGUUUAAAUUUCACCUUUAUUUUUUUCUGAUGCUGAUAUUGUAUUUACUUCUAAAUAGAUUUUUUGAGAUUUGUAUUUCAGUAUGUAAAACUAUUUAACACUGUGUGACCAUUAUGAAAAGUAAUUGGAUUAUUGGUUGGACUGAAAUGAACAGAACUUGAAAGAUGUAAUCUAGACUGAAGUGUGUAUUGAGAAAAUUUGGAAAAAAUUGAAUUAAUUGAAUCAUGAAUGGAAUGAACUGAAUCAUGAGUGAUCUGGAAUGGACUGAAUCAUGAGUGAUCUGGAAUGGAAUCAUGAGUGAUCUGGAAUGGAAUCAUGAGUGAUCUGGAACAGACUGAAUCUUGAGUGAUAUGAAAUAGAAACUUGAGCAAUUUGGAACAGAAACAUGAAUGAUCUGGAAUAUGAAUCAUGUGUGAUCUGGAGCAGACUGAAUCUUGAGUGAUCUAGAAUGGAUUCAGUGGUGUAUGGAUGCUCUGGAAUGGACACAGAUGAAGUGUGAUUUUGCUUUUAUGUUGUAUUGUGCAGAAUGAAUUAAAGGAGAGUGUAUAUAUGGUGUGCAAAAGUG
This is a messenger RNA of Saccostrea echinata, 2903 nucleotides long. Its product is annotated as TAR DNA-binding protein 43-like. Gene Ontology annotation, biological process: regulation of gene expression. The transcript is spliced from 4 exons. The coding region runs from base 88 to 1302 and encodes 404 amino acids. NCBI's taxonomy places the organism in Eukaryota, Metazoa, Mollusca, Bivalvia, Ostreida, Ostreidae. Gene Ontology annotation, molecular function: RNA binding. Gene Ontology annotation, cellular component: nucleoplasm. The record is from RefSeq and is a predicted model, not a curated record.